AUGAAAGGAAAAAAGAUAAAUGUAGGAAAUAUUUAUUAUUUUAUAAGCUUUCUAAAUAGUCAAUUUAAGAAAUUUCAAUAGUUUUUUCGAAGCCUAUUUAAAUAUCACCUCCAUCCACACCAGAAGAGAUUUAUACUUUAUACCCUAAAUCUAGUCGAAGUACUAUCAAUAAUAAGAAUACUAAUGUUCAAUCUAAUUGCUCAAACUCGUAAAGUAUUCUUCGAAAAAAUAAUAAUUUAAACUUAUUUUAUUUUCCAAAGAGCAUUUCCCCAUAGAAAAUAAAAGAAAAAUAAAUAUAAAUAUCUCCUUUGAGUUUAAAUAAAAUUAAACAUGAUAGUUUUGCUAGUCAAAAAUCAUUACGUUAACCAAAUAGAAGAGCAACUAAAUUAUGCUCUAAAGUUUUAUAAAAAUAUAAAAAUAAGUAUUUUAUAUGA
This is a messenger RNA of Paramecium sonneborni, 434 nucleotides long. The record is from the annotation of a GenBank genome assembly. NCBI's taxonomy places the organism in Eukaryota, Ciliophora, Oligohymenophorea, Peniculida, Parameciidae.